AUGAGAAGAGAAGAUAUCACCUACCUGGGCGCCGGCCCAGCUGCCCUCCCCACCGAUGUUCUGGCCAUCGCUGCCGAUGCCCUCCAAAACUACCAGGAUACCGGCCUGGGGGUGGCGGAGCACAGUCACCGCAGCGAGCUGGCGACCAACAUCCUGAACACCAUGAAGGCCGACUUGGCCAGUUUCCUCGAUGUUCCCUCCGACUACGAGAUCCUCCUGAUGCAAGCUGGAGGAUCGGGACAGUUCGAUGCGACCAUCUACAAUGUCAUUUCUAUCUGGGUGGAGAAGCAGCGCCAGAAGAUCGUGAAGGAAAAGGGUGAUCUUAGCGAGGAGGACCUGGUGCGGGAGCUGCGCCAGAAGGUCGAUUCGGAGCUGCGAUUGGACUACCUGGUUACCGGAUCGUGGUCUUCCAAGGCUAGCCAGGAGGCCAUUCGUUUGCUCGGACCGGAGCACGUUAACAUCGCCAGCGAUGCGCGCAAGGUGAACGAUGGCAAGUUUGGCAAGAUCGCUGACGAAUCGACCUGGCAAUUGAGCCCCAAGCCCGCCAUGGUGUACCUGUGCGAGAACGAAACCGUCGACGGUGUCGAAUACCCUAGCUUCCCCAAGAUCCUCGAGCCGAAAGGAACCGAAGAUGACUACUUGGUUGUUGGUGACUUUUCCUCGACUAUUCUCUCCCGCCGCAUACCUAUCAAGAACUUCUCCAUCAUCUUCUUCGGAGCUCAGAAGAAUCUAGGCUGCGCUGGUGUGACCGGCGUUAUCAUUCGCAAAGACCUCCUCCCUCCUACUCUUCCGUCCACCUCCCCGACACUCCUUCGCAAGCUGGGCCUGCCCAUCACGCCGACGGUUCUCGAUUACGCCACCACCGCGAAGAACAACAGCUUGUACAACACUCUGCCUAUUUUCGAUGUUUUCCUUGCUGGCCAAGUACUGAAGAAACUGCUCGACACCUUCCCUGACAAGGUGGACGGCCAACAGGCUGUUGCGCAGAAAAAGGCCGACAUGAUCUAUGCGGCCCUCGACGCUUACCCGAGUGUGUACAAGGUGGUUCCGGACAAGAGCGUGCGCUCGCGGAUGAACGUGUGCUUCCGGGUGAUCAAGGGCGGUAAUGUCGACGACGCGGAGAAGGCAUUCUUGAAGGGCGCUGUCGAACGUGGCCUGACUGGUCUGAAGGGCCACCGGAGUGUUGGAGGCAUCCGGGCCUCCAACUACAACGCCAUCCCUGUGGCCGGCGUUGAAAAGCUGGCUGCGUACUUGAAGGAACCUCAUCUAUUUAUCAGCAUCUGGUGCUCUGUAAUAUUCGGCAUGAUUAGUGAUCUGCCCGAGCCGAGGCAUUUCCCCAUCGGGCAGUCCUCUGUGUUUAUGCCACGACUAUGCCAUGAAUUGGCUUACAAACCAUGCACAAAGGCAGCUCCUAAUAUCAGGAGCAUAUUAAGGUUAUGGCGGGUCGAGACUAGACUGUGGCGAAGACCGAAGAACACCGCUAAGUCCGUCUCCGCCUGCUUAUCAACCUCAACCUCAACCUCUAUCAACAACGCCAGCAAUAUGGACGAAAUAUCGGCACAAGAUUCUACUGUCGGGAUGACUUGGGGUUCUGAUGUGCCUCUACUCCCCUGGGACGAGGUUUAUCGCAAGAUCAUGCUGUCCCCGCAGGCUCGUCCGUCCUUAUCGUAUGAUUCAAAUCUUCUGGCGAAUUCCAACAUCGAUACUGUUCUCUCUGCAUCGUCCUAUCCAUUUCCGGAGCCAUCGGAUUUGGACAGUCUGUCUGAACCACCCUCGCACCAACUGUUUGGUGGGCUGCUUGUCGACCGAGAGCAACGGGGCAAGGGUAGAAGCAUCCAUGUAGUCGAGGACGCGGCCAGUGAAGCGCAGUCGCAGGCCCUGGUAAAGGCUGAUAAAUCAUCAAAACCCUCUUCUACGAAAAAGGAACCCUCCAAGAAACGAGGUCGGCCACGGAAGACAGCAGGAGGCUCUACGACCGAGACGCCCGAUGAGCGACGGCGGAUGCAGAUCCGUCUGGCUCAACGAGCGUAUCGUUCUCGUAAAGAGGCAAACAUUGCAUCGCUCAAAGACCGUGUCGCCACGUUGGAAACGGCAGUUGAGAAAAUGAGCUCUGCGGUGCUUUCAUUCAGCGAAGAGCUUGUCCAAUCGGGAGUUUUGGCGUCACAUCCAGGUCUGACGGGCUCUCUGCGCGACACAGUCCAAACAUGCUUAAGCCUGGCCAAAGAGGCAACCCACGAGAACCCCCAGGAGGACGUGGAAACGUCGCCUCAGAGCGAAGAGUCGAUCCCAUCUGAUACGUACAGUGCGCAGACGAGCAACACACAACCCACAAACUACAUCGACAAUCCACCCACCAUCGAGUCAUUUCCCCUCCUUGACUCCCCGUUCCGCACGCAGCCACCAAAGAUGUCUGAAGCGACCUUUGCCCCCUUGGACAUUGCCGAAAUCGAGGUAUCUGCCUUUAUGGAGCGAUUGCACUUCGCUUGUCUGUAUCAGGGCCUGCUUGCGCUCAGCGACGCAUCAAUUCCCACGAGUCGACUGGAAACUCCCUUCCGCCUUCUCCUGAGCAUGAUGGAUCGAAAACGGAUCCGGGCGUACUUUGAAGCUGCAUUACGCGCAAAAGUCGGUCAGAGACGGUUGGAGGAAUGGAAGGAUGUGCCGUUCUUCAGUCUCGGGGGUGCUGGAACACACUAUCCGCGAUCGAGCCCGUUUCCUGAAUCACCCAUCGACCCUUACCAAGGCUGGAGCCUGGUGCAGGAUCCGUUGGCGCGCCUAUCCCCUGGGUUCAAGGAGGAUCUGGACGGCGAUUGGUUUGAUAUCAGGGAUCUGGAGGGAUAUCUGCGUGAGAAAAGGGUUCGUCUUCGCUCGUCGCCGCCGCCGAGGCGGGAGUCGUCUGCGCAGAGGGUUGUCAAUGUUGUCCGGUUGUUACCAGGUAGGUUGAUCUUCCCUUCGACGCUGAUACGAAUGUACUGA
Molecule: messenger RNA, 2973 nt
Organism: Aspergillus terreus NIH2624
Lineage: Eukaryota; Fungi; Ascomycota; Eurotiomycetes; Eurotiales; Aspergillaceae
Exons: 12
Coding region: 1-2973 (990 amino acids)
Biological process (GO): L-serine biosynthetic process; regulation of DNA-templated transcription
Cellular component (GO): cytoplasm
Molecular function (GO): pyridoxal phosphate binding; DNA-binding transcription factor activity; O-phospho-L-serine:2-oxoglutarate transaminase activity
Source: RefSeq, a predicted model, not a curated record